AUGAAGUUUGGCAAGUCAUACAUGGAAACACUAGCCAGCCCCUCAUUCCCUCAGGAAUGGAGGGAAGGUGCCAUCGAGUACAAGCAUGUGAGUCGUUAGCCGUAAUUGGCGACCUCACCGUCCGCCAGCGUUAACCUCUUGUCGCUCCUCGUCACUUUGUGCAGCUCAAGAAGCUGAUCAACGGUGUCGUGGCCGAGCUUGAAUCUCUUGGGCUCGGUGCGGACGUGCUCAGAGAGCUCAUAGCUCCAGGCGCGCAAUCCGGCGAUGCGCACGAAGAAGAGGAUGAAGACAUCCGAAUGUCUCAGCUAGCGGCUGCUGCUGCUGCCAAGUCUUCGCUUCAUCCGAGCGACCACAGCGUACCGGCGCGGCGCUCAUCGCAGAGCAGCGAGUCCAGGGCACGUUCGCGAUCGCUGACCAGCAGUGGUACCGAGGACUCGAGCGCAGAUGAGGCUGCUACAACUGGGCCCGGAAAGUACGGCAGGCUGCUGGUCGAUUCUAGAGCUGCUAGAUUGGCCGGCUCUGAGAGUGGCAACCCGCUAAGCCCACUCAUAGAGGAGACUGGCCUUUCCUCUUCCCGGACAAGCCCACGCACGAUUGGACGACCUAGCGCGGAGGAGCAAGCGCCAGCUAUAAGUCUGGGUGUUGCGGCCCUAUCGCCGAGCGCUACCCUCGAGGCACAGAAGGCGCAAAGAGCAGCGCAUGGAAGUCCCUUGGAAGUGCCGAGCGAGGACUGCGAAGAAUGCGUCGCUGAUGCUAAUGCGAAGGAAGCAGCGCGCAAAUCCUUGGGUGAAGGCUCUCAGUCGAACGGUAUCUCCGCCAGCGUAAGCCCUUCUAAGGCAUCCUCGCAUGAGUCUCCUGCAGCGGAGUGGCUGGAAAAGAUAGCCCACUCUCAACCCCAUCAGCGGCGUCGCAGCGCUCGCAAAAGCUCGGGAGGCUCCCAGACAGCGGGCGGAUGGGCAAGCUCGGAUGGCAGUCCGUCGAGCUCGAGACAGCACUCUGUGGACGUCUCGGAUACGGACGGUGCUGCACGUCGGCGCCAACACCAUCAUCAGCAUCAUCAUGAGCAGCACCAGCACCAGAACCACGAAGAGGGCCCCGAAGCACUGCGACCCGAUCCUCGACUGCUUUUGAAGCCCCACGAGCGUCCCUCGGCUUUCAGGAAGCGGUCUUCAGCCGAUGGGUCUUCGGGCGUAGGUAGCCCGGAUGCAGUCACAGACGAUGAGACCAAUCAAUGGUAUGGCAUGGGCAAGAAGGAGCUCGAGGAAUUCAGGAGAAGGAAGAGCGAAGUCUUUGGUGAUGGUCCGCAGAAGGAGGAUGACGUGAGGAGGGCUUCAAUGCCCGCACACGAUCUUGAGGCCGGCAAACGGGCACAAGGCGCGAGUGCAGCAAACAACCACGGCAGGCAUGACUGGGGUGGACAUGCUUGGAGGGAGAGACCCGGUGACGCUUGGAAGAUGGAGAAUGACACAGCCAAGCCUUCUGGCUCGCUCCGCGAUAGACCCAAUUUGGCCGCCAGACGAUCGAGUUCUGGUGGCGCGGCGGGCAAACAACCCGAGGACGGUCAUGCUCGCAAGAGCAGGUGGGUCAAAGGAAAGGAUGGACGACGUGCCCGAGCAGAGUACGAGCUUGGCGGUGAGUAGCUAGUGGCCUUCUCUCGCCUAAGACUCGGAAGCUGACCCCUCCUCUGCGGCGGCCUUUUGUAGGCACCAAAGAGCAUCCGGUUCCUCGAAUUCGCCUGUUCGUCGAAUCGCCUGUCAACUCUGGAGACGAAGGGAGCGCCGAAGAGUCCGCGUCUGAGGACGACAGCACAUCCGACGCUGGCGCAGAGGAUGCGGGGCCGCGCAUCACGGAGCUGCCGCCGACGCCCAAAACGCUUAAGGGCUCACCUGGUCGCGAGCCGGCGGUGCUCGCUCUACCGAACGCUUCGCUUCCAGAUAGCACGUCAACGCAGCGCGCGGAUGCAGAUGCCGGGUUGGCGCCAGCUCUGUCCCCAGAGCAAUUCGGGACGUCUGCAGCAAGAAGUCACGAGGGACGCCGCAUGCGUCACCGAGAAAUCGUCAUUCCACUGACAGCGGACACGGAGUUCCUCGAUACGCUGACCGGCGCUCUGCAAAACCUCUCCAACCUGCAAAGUGCGCAGAGGGAUGCAUUUCAGCAACAGACCGAGUCGCUUUGCAGUGCAGUGGCCCGUGUCGCGUCUCCAUACGCAACGAAGAGCGACCUUUACGUCUGGAGAGAGAUAUUCGCAUUGUACGUCGAGAUGCAGAUCUUCGAGUCCGAGCGGGAAAAGGAUCGAGGAGAAGUCAGUGUGGAUGAGAGCGAAGCGCGAUUGAAAAGGUUCGCCGAGGAACUCGCUAAGCGAGGCUGGACCACGUCCAAUGAGUCAGGAGAAGAUGCGCAAGGUGGCAUGUCCGGCCACAAGCAUCGCGGUGGAUUGGCGGCUCGUCUCAGCAGACGGAAGAGCAGCGCUGCUGGCGCUUCAGCAGGCGGCUCGCUGCAGCCCAUGAAAGAUCAGAGAUCCGUCAAUGCGCUUCAAGAUUUCCUCCGGCUCAACUUGGCCUUGUUGGACGUCAAGAAAUUCCAACGGGUGAACAUCGAAGCGGCGAGGAAGAUUUUGAAAAAGCACGACAAGCGCACUGCGCUCACGGCUAGCGAUGACCUGAGAGCUUUCAUAGCCCAGCAGGAUGCAACUAGGCUGGGGGCUGCUACUGUGGCGGGCAUGGGCCUGUCGGGGCUCGUGCAGAUCCCGCCUGAAGCCUUUGGGGUCGGUUCGGAUGGCGCCAGUCAUCGAUCAGGAGCUCUGGUUCCUACUGGCGGAGGGACACAUCCUUCCCUGGCGGCCCUCUUGCCAAGCAGCACGACGGGCAUUCUUGCGGAGAGCUUGCCCCACAUUCUCCUCUCGCUCCUAACCACCACGCUUCUGCCCAUUCUGCCGAGCAUCGACGACUACGCCUGCGCCAUCUGCACAGGUGUGGCGUGGAGACCCAUCCGACUGGACUGCGCGCACCUCUUCUGCAUCCGAUGCCUCGUGAAGCUGCAAAAGAAGGGCAAGGCUGACUGUCCACUGUGCAGAGCUAAAGGUGUCGUGGGUAACGCUGAUGGGAGAAAUUUGGACGAAGCGGCUACAAAGUUUAUGA
Ceraceosorus bombacis is the source of this 3137-nucleotide messenger RNA. NCBI's taxonomy places the organism in Eukaryota, Fungi, Basidiomycota, Exobasidiomycetes, Ceraceosorales, Ceraceosoraceae. The record is from the annotation of a GenBank genome assembly.